GUUAAUGCUGUGAACAGUGUCCUUCAGCUUAUGCUUGAAAAUGAAAUAUUGCUGUUGGACCUUACAAAAGCAAUAAUAUCAACACCGCAGCGAAACUAUCAACUAAUAAAGGAGUCACUGUGGCAACACGCAGCUGAAAUCUGCUGUCUUCUUUUUUUGUCCACCGGAUGCCGCAAGGUUGUCUUUGGCUGGGCGUUUGAAGUAGUUGUCGGGGUUCUUUGUGACGAGAUGGUUGAUCUGUCGAGUGAGUGCAACGGAUUGCAUUUCAAAGCAACAAAAACGACAUCUACGCAACUUGAAGACUCAUUCAUCCGCAAACUCGCGCUGAAAAUCAAAAAGAUCACACCAAAUAUGUUUAAAAUGUUACUCACACUUCUGGAUGUGAACCCAGGGCGAAGACGGAAUUUUUCAGCGGCAGACAUAGAAGAUAUGCUGCGAGCAUAUGAGGAGGACGGGCACGAGGAUGAAGAGAUGGACUUAGGUGAGUUUGGAGGGGAUGAU
Messenger RNA from Suillus subalutaceus, 501 nucleotides. RefSeq lists its product as uncharacterized. The record is from RefSeq and is a predicted model, not a curated record. The annotation marks the transcript as partial. The transcript has a single exon. NCBI's taxonomy places the organism in Eukaryota, Fungi, Basidiomycota, Agaricomycetes, Boletales, Suillaceae.